UGAGGGGCCCUCUGCACUUUCCGCUCUUACUUUGGAGCACCUAGUUCCCUACCAGCACCCAGCUGCCUUCCAGGGUCCCGGUCUCUCGUCUCCCAGCCUAUCACCAUGACUUCCUACAGCUACCGCCAGUCGUCCUCCACCUCCACCCUGGGGCUGGGGAGCAGCAACCCCUUGCGCUUUGGAAGUGGGGCUGUGUUCCGGGCACCCAGCAUCCACGGAGGCUCGGGAGGCCUGGGCGUGUCCGUGUCCCGCUUCGCCUCCUCGGGCCUGAGUGGGAGCUAUGGGGGCAGCAGCAGCAGCAGUUUCAGCUUGGGCUUUGGGGGAGCCGACGGCCUCCUGUCCGGCAAUGAGAAGAUCACCAUGCAGAACCUCAACGACCGCCUGGCCUCCUACCUGGACAAGGUGCGUGCCUUGGAGGAGGCCAACUCUGAUCUGGAGGUCAAGAUCCGGGACUGGUACCAGAAGCAGGGCCCUGGACCCGCCCGGGACUACAGCGCCUACAUGAAGACCAUUGAGGACCUCCGAGAUAAGAUUCUUGGUGCCACCAUUGAUAACUCCAAGAUUGUUCUGCAAAUUGACAAUGCUCGGCUGGCUGCGGAUGACUUCCGAACCAAGUUUGAGACCGAGCAGGCCCUGCGCCUCAGUGUGGAGGCUGACAUCAAUGGCCUGCGUAGGGUGCUAGAUGAGCUGACCCUGGCUAGAACUGACCUGGAAAUGCAGAUUGAAGGCCUGAAGGAGGAGCUGGCCUACCUCAAGAAGAAUCAUGAAGAGGAAAUGAGUGCGCUGAGUGGGCAAGUGGGUGGCCAGGUUAGCGUGGAGGUGGACUCAGCACCAGGCAUCGACUUGGCCAAGAUCCUGAAUGACAUGAGAAGCCAGUAUGAGGCCAUGGUUGAGAAGAACAGGAAUGAAGCCGAGGCUUGGUUCACCACUAAGACUGAGGAGCUGAACCGAGAAGUUGCCGUCCACACCGAACAGCUCCAGACCAGCAAGACCGAAGUCACCGACCUCCGACGGACCCUUCAGGGGCUAGAGAUCGAGCUGCAGUCUCAGCUCAGCAUGAAAGCUGCCCUUGAAGGUACACUGGCUGAAACAGAGGCCCGUUAUGGGGCCCAGCUGUCACAGAUACAGGCCCUUAUUGGUAACAUUGAGGCCCAGUUGACCGACAUCCGAGCGGACACAGAGCGCCAGAACCAGGAAUACCAUCUCCUCAUGGACAUCAAGAGUCGGCUGGAGCGGGAGAUCGCUACCUACCGAAGCCUACUGGAUGGCCAUGAUUCCCAUGAAAGUGUUGUAGUCACCAGCCCCAAAUCCACCUGAGCCUCAGGAGGCACCUGAGCAUGCAGAGUCCUGGUUACAGGGCCCUCUGCAUGGGGAGUGAAGGAGUAGCUGAGUGAGGGCUCCCACAGAAGAGGGUGUUUGGAUGGGAGAGGAUAGCACCCUGCAUGGAGUCCCAUGUCCUCUCUAA
Dromiciops gliroides (monito del monte) is the source of this 1465-nucleotide messenger RNA. It is a transcript of the gene KRT19, whose product is annotated as keratin 19. Bases 106 to 1317 code for a protein of 403 amino acids. Gene Ontology annotation, molecular function: structural molecule activity. Lineage: Eukaryota; Metazoa; Chordata; Mammalia; Microbiotheria; Microbiotheriidae. The record is from RefSeq and is a predicted model, not a curated record. The transcript has 6 exons.